ACUUUGAAAAGAGACUGCGUAUCGGAUCGCAUCCGAACACAACUUGACGAAGUAGCUACUUUGGAAUUAUACACUCGUCGAUUUUUCAAACGUUCUUGAUUUAUCUUGACAAGUAACAUUCCAACAAUGGCUGAGACCGAAACAAUGACAGAUGAAGAAAGACAACGUGCAGAAGAAAAGCGUCAGGAGUUUAUCGUCGAGGUAGAAGAAGCGAGGAAUGAAAUCAAGAAAGUAAUUGAUCAGUAUGACUCUGAGAUCAAUGUCAUCCAGGAGCGAAGGGCCAGUCGUCGUGCUGAGCAAGCGAUGUGGCUGGAUAGAAUAAAAAAGAGUGAGGAAGCGCGCCGACUACGACAAGAGGAGGAGAACCGUCGCAUCAGGGAGGCGCAGGAGAAGAAGAAGAGGGAGAGAGAGGAAAGGAAACGUGCCAUGCAAAAUCCAAACAAAUUCCAGCCAGUCAUCCAGGAUGAGCGUGUUCGCUUCGCUAAGAUGACACCAGCCGAACUAAAGAAGGAGAAAGAAGAGACCCUUGCCAAACGCGUUCCUGUCCUCGACCCCGAGAGCAUGUCCUCGGAGGAAGGCAUGAAAGCCAUGGCCACCGAACUCCAUGCCAAGAUCAUGAAGGCCUUCGGAUCGCUCUUCGAUCUCCAGGAGAAGGAGAAGCGCCAGAAAUACGACAUCAAGGAGUUGACAUCGAGAAUCGAAUCAAUCCAGGAGGAUAAAUUGAAGGCGGCAGCCAUGGCGCGCAGCUAAGAGCACUGAGGGAACGAUUAAAACAAACCUUACAUCUUGUUUGGGGAAGUCAGCGGUGAGGAGUGAAGCUUUGCAAAUUAAAGCCCGUCAUCUGUUUGAACAAGCCAUUCAUUUUCCUUCAACGCUAUAUCACUAUUUUAAAAAUGGAGUCGUAACUUUGAUUGUUUUGCGUUGGUUUUUUGAAACCAAAGACCCAAUACCAGUAUAUUUUCCUGCUUCCUUUUAUCUACUGUUUGUCGAUUACUUUAUUUUCUAACCUGGAACCUUCUGGAACUUCGUGUGUUUCCAUAACAUUGACUUUCAUGCCCGGAAUUCAUUUCCAAAUCUCUGUCUUGGACAGAAUCUUUCGCCGAUUCAUUAUUGUAUUGAUUAAAACAUGAAACUUUUCAAAACAAGCAUAUGAAAGUCGCCGCACACCUUACGAUUGGUCUGCGACCCGAUUUUUUAAUAAAACGGAGUAAAAUUUGAUGCGAAUAUUAAAGGGGGUACUCCGGGCAGAAAAUAAUUAUAUAUAAAUAAAUAGAGUAAAAUUCAUGGAGCAAAAUGCUGAAAAUUUCAUCAAAAUCUGAUAUCAAAGUUAUUGAAUUUUAAAGUUCAGCUAUAUUUUGUGAAAACAGUUGUAUGCACGUCGUCAUGAAUAUUAAUUAGGUGGGCUGAUGAUGCCACAUCCCCACUUUUCUUAUGUUAUCACAUGAAAUCAUAAUUAUUUUAUUUUUCCAUAGGUGUGUGAAUGAUACAUGUAUAUAUCCCCUUAUAACAAAAUGAGUUGCAGCCAUGAAUAUCUAAUUUAUUAAAGCAGUUGUCAAUCCAUUUUUUCGUUCUUGGAGGGAAAAAAGGAAUAAACAUAAUUUAAUGUAAUAAAAUACAAAAGAACAAGUUGGGAUAUGACAUCAUCAGUUUGCUCAUCGAAUAUUCAUGACGACUCGCAUGAAACUGUUUCACCCAAAUACUGCAAAUCUUUAAACUGUCAUAACUUUAUUAUUCCUCGCCGAUUUUGAUCAAAUUUUCAGGGUUUGGGUUGUCUGAUUUUUCUUUAUCUGUUCAAAUCAUAUCAUUUUCGGCCUGGAUUACCCCUUUAAGUCUUGAAAAUAAAAAUCAUCGCACGAAUAGUUAUCUAGACCACGCUACCACCCUUAUAAGAAUAAUAAAAAAUCACACCGAACUGAUCGUACGAUUGUCUUCGGUAUGAAACGAAGUUGGCCUUUACUGAAUAAAUGGGGCUUAAUUGCAGUCACCCAAAAUUGAUUUAUUGGUAUUCUUACAGUUAAUUUGAACCUCAGAUACAAAGAAAUUUCCAUUCAUAUUUUUAGAAAAUAAGCAAAAUGCGAUUUUUUUUCUUUAAAAACUGGAUCGUAGACCAGUCGUACAGGUGCUCGAACGCCGCGGAGGCCAUAAUAUGCAUAAUUCUUUAGUCCGCAGCACAUUAUACGAUCCAAUGAUGGCCCAAUAUCCAUGAUAUUUAACAAUUUGCAUUAUUUUCAAUAUAACAUUCAAGAAGUAAUAUUAGACUUUUUGUAUAAUGUUAUUGGCCUAAUACCAGUCUUUGGUUAGGCCCUAUACCGUUGAGUUCAUAUGCAUGGGAAGCUAGUCAUCAACAUAAUGUCGUUCGACAACCUGCCUCGAGUGGCACAUGAAAGUUAUAAUUAUUGUUUUGUCCCCCGGGUGACCCUCAUGAUUAAUAUGAGCAAAAUUACACACCAAAAAGCGAGUCAUUGUACAUAUUUAAUUUAUCUUUAUUUGUACCAAGACACAUUUUAAAAUGACAUGACACAAAAGAAUAAUUGUGAUUCACAUAGCUGUGUCAUUGGGAUACUCGUGUCUCAUAUAUAAGUGCUUCAUGUGACACAUGUAUCAUAUGACCCAAUGGCUGUUCAAUAAUCAUUUGACCCAUGACGUGCCAUUUGACUCAGUUUGGUGUGUCAUUUGACCCUCACUUAUUUUACAGGGACUUACCUGCAUGGGGACAAGUCAAAGAGUUAUUUGACCUAGAUAAGUUUUCUGUGUGGCUUUGAAGCGCAGGUAUUGAACUGUUACUAUGGUAACUGUCGGAUAAUACAGACUUUUGCCGAAUAAAACAACUGACAAGUCGUCGCACGAAAGACUAUCUUAUUCGUUUCUUUUCUAAGUUUUCAAUCCAAUUUCAAUUUCAUUUUCAAUUCCAUUUCAAUUCCAAUUCAAUUGCAUUCAUUUCCACGAUCCAUCAAAAGCAAGCAAAAUCGUAGACCCUUACAAUUAAAAAAAAAAGGUCGACAACAAUGAAACAACUGCUCCUAAAUCGAAAUUUGAGAAUCAGUUGAAGGAAAUGUAUCAUGCAUAUGACUAUGGACAUGGUGUAUAAAGAUAAGAAAAGCCCAAAAUAUAUUGAAUGACUUGAAUUGAAUUGAAAACUGAAUUGAGAUUUAUAGGCCUACGUCUGAAGUUGAGCCUAUAUUGAAUACAUAUGUUGAAUAAUUGCCAAUAUUCUGAGAAAACAACACUUAGAAUUACUUCAUGCAUGUGACGUCACGAAAUUAACACUCUGAAAAUACGUGACGUUUAAUUUUUAACGAAUUUUACCAACAUUCAAUAAUGUUAUCUUCUGAUAUUUCUCUUUCUUUUACAUUUUCAUUUCACGUAUCAUGUAUUGAUGUAUUUAUCAGAAAAGUAUUUUUAUCUAAGAUGUGUUUGAGUGAAUUUAAAAAUCAGUCUUAUAAUUCUGAUAACAAACUGGUGCGUUACAAAAAAAAAAAUAUUGGGUUAGGGAUAGUUGUUGCCAGGCCAUCGUUUUAUCUCAAUAAAACAAUUCAGUUCCAAAUUCUCUGUGUCAUUGUCUUAUAGUCGUACUUUGAACGGCCCCUAUUCUAAUUAAAGGGGUAGUUCACCCUAAAGAAAAAUUUGUUGUAAAAAUAACAGAAAAAAAAUAUAUAUUGGUGAAGGUUUGGGGAAAAUCCAUGAAAGACUAAGAAAGUUAUUAAAAUUUUAAUUUUUUGAUUUGUGACGUCAUAGACGAGCAGUUGCCCCAUUUGUUAUGCAACAUGAAAUGAAUAAAUUCAAAUUUUUAAUGGUUCGUGAUAA
This is a messenger RNA of Lytechinus pictus (painted urchin), 3804 nucleotides long. Its product is annotated as troponin T-like. The transcript has 9 exons. Bases 127 to 750 code for a protein of 207 amino acids. Gene Ontology annotation, biological process: regulation of muscle contraction; muscle contraction; sarcomere organization. Gene Ontology annotation, molecular function: tropomyosin binding. Gene Ontology annotation, cellular component: troponin complex. The record is from RefSeq and is a predicted model, not a curated record. NCBI's taxonomy places the organism in Eukaryota, Metazoa, Echinodermata, Echinoidea, Temnopleuroida, Toxopneustidae.